This is a messenger RNA of Penicillium maclennaniae, 1431 nucleotides long. Its product is annotated as mitochondrial 37S ribosomal protein mS47. The record is from RefSeq and is a predicted model, not a curated record. The transcript has 3 exons. Gene Ontology annotation, molecular function: 3-hydroxyisobutyryl-CoA hydrolase activity. Lineage: Eukaryota; Fungi; Ascomycota; Eurotiomycetes; Eurotiales; Aspergillaceae. The coding region runs from base 1 to 1431 and encodes 476 amino acids. Gene Ontology annotation, cellular component: mitochondrion. Gene Ontology annotation, biological process: L-valine catabolic process.
AUGCCUCUGCGCGCCAAAGUGACUAACCCUGCCUUUCGUGCAACUGCUUCAAUGUCGACCUCUCCCGAAACUUCCAAGGAGCUCCCCGGCGACGAGCCUGAUGACGUCCUUUUCAACUCCAUCUACGGUCUUCGUAGCGUUGAGCUCAACCGUCCUAAGAAGCUGAACUCACUCAAUGGCUCGAUGGCACGCAAGAUUCUCCCCCGUUUGAAGGAAUGGGAAAAAUCGCAUCUCGCAAACAUCGUUCUCAUCUCUGGCGCCGGCGAGAAAGCUCUUUGCGCAGGAGGUGAUGUCGCAGCUCUGGCACUCCAGAACGAGAAGGGCGAGGACGGACAGCGUGCAUCGACAGAUUUCUUUGGACUCGAAUACCGCCUCGACCACCUGAUCGCAACAUACUCGAAGCCCGUUAUUUCCUUCAUGGACGGAAUCACCAUGGGUGGCGGCGUCGGCCUCAGCAUGCACGCUCCUUUCCGCAUUGCGACCGAGAAGACCGUUUUCGCCAUGCCCGAGACUACAAUCGGAUUCUUUCCCGACGUUGGUGGCUCGUUCUUCCUUCCUCGACUGGAUGGCGAGGUUGGCACAUACCUGGCUUUGACCUCAGAGCGUCUGAACGGUGUCCAGGCCCUGUACACUGGUAUUGCUACACACUUCCUGCAUUCAAGUGUUCUCGCCAGCGUUACCCAACGUCUUUCCGAGUUGGUGUUCCCUGACGAUGUUGGUCUUCCCGAGCGCCUCGAUACCGUGAACAAGACUAUGGCCGAGUUCUCGCUUGGUCUGCCUUCUCUUAAUGAGGAGCCUAUCUUGUUGGCAGGUGAACUUCGCAACGUCAUUGACCGCUGCUUCAAGUACAACACCGUUGAGGAGAUCUUCCAGGCUCUUGAGGCCGAGGCCCAGAACCAGGAGUCCACCCAGCAGGAAUGGGCUAAGAAGACCCUAGAGACUCUUUCCGUCCGCUCUCCUACCUCGCUCAAGGUCACUCUCCGCCAGUUGCGUCUCGGCAAGAAGUGGAGCAUCUCAGAGACCUUCCAGCGUGAGCACGAAGUUGCCGCCAACUUCAUGCGCCACCCCGAUUUCGUGGAGGGUGUCAAGGCCCGUCUGAUGUCCAAACCUCCUCGCCAGGCCGAGUGGCAGCCCGCCACUCUGGCCGAGGUCACCCAGGAGACCGUCGACCGCUUCUUCACGAUUCCCGAAGGCGAAACCCGCUUGCCUCUGGAGAAUAAGAAGGACUACAACCGCUACCCACACGAGCGUUUCUCUCUCCCUUCGGAGGCCGAGAUUGAGAAAUAUGUGCGCAACGGUGCCGAGUCCAGCAAGCAGGUUCUAAAGUACUUCGUCCACCGGUCCAACCAGAAGGAGGGUGUCGAGGAGAAGGUUUCUGAGGUUUUGAGCCGACGGACAAAAACUGAUGAUACAGGCUACAAGUGGGUAUAA